UAAUAAUAAGAGAAGAUCUGCAUGGCCUGCUCAAUCAAGCCCUCAAUGGCCCACUGAUCAGAUGUUAAAGAUUUCCAUAAUUGAUUCGAAUUUGGAAUCAUCUGAUUGGAGUUUCAUAUUUGCUCAUACCAAAACAAAUUAUAUAAAUACGUAAAACAGUAUAUUGCGCCGGCCAUGGAGUUGUCACUAAGUUAAUAGCCAUUAUUCAUUUACAGAAUAUUGUGCCGGCCGGCCAUGGAGCUCUCUCUCUAUAUGUACAUGUAGUCUAAUUUAUUUAUUUUUCCCUAAUGAAGCACAAGCAUAAUUAUUGGCUUUCAAAGAGUAUAGUCUACUUUGAUCUAGUUUGAGAGAGUUGUAGAAAUUAAGGGAGAUUAAUGGAGGAGUACUACUCAGUUGAAGGUGAAGAAGAGUUGGUGAUUGGCCAAGCAGAAGUAUGGCAACUCAUGCAUGGAUAUGUAGAUUCUAUGGUAAUCAAGCGCGCUGUUGAGCUUGGAAUUCCUGACAUCAUACACAGAAAUGGAGGCCCAAUUUCCUUGUCUCAAUUGGCUUCAGGAAUUGAUGCACCUCGUGUGGACUCUGCCUACCUUGUCCGCAUAAUGAGAUACCUAGUGAGAAGACAAGUUUUUAAUGAACAUAAUCAGCAUGGAAAGAUUGGCGAAGAGACUCUCUAUGGUUUGACUCGCAAGUCAAGAUGGUUGUUAACUGAUUUGGACACAAAUCUUAACCCAAUGGUGUUAUUACAAAGACCAUCACCACUCCCUUCUUCUCCUGGUGGGUUUGUAAAAGAAGGUGGACCAUGGGACUUUGCCUCUCAGAACCCUCAACUCAACAAUGUUUACAACCAUGCCAUGUCAUGCACUGCCAAGCUCUUCAUGAAAGCAUUGCUUCCCCAAUACAGAGAUGGAUUUAGUGAAAGCAUCAAAACAUUGGUGGAUGUUGGGGGUGGCACUGGAACAGCAUUAGCUGAGAUUGUGAAAGUUCAUCCCCACAUCAACGGCAUCAAUUUGGAUCUUCCUCAUGUUGUUGCCACAGCACCGGACCACGCUGGUGUCAAGCAUGUUGAGGGUGACAUGUUUGAGGACAUACCCAAAGCUGAUGCAGUUCUCAUGCAGAGGGUGUUGCAUAGUUGGGGAGACGAUUACUGCGUGAAGAUUUUGAGGAAUUGCAGAAAAGCCAUGCCGGAGAAAGGGGGGAAGCUUAUUUUGGUGGAAAUAGUUUUGAAAGAUGAUGGGAGUGGGAGUUUUGGUGAUGUGGGGUUGAUUUUUGAUAUGUUGAUGCUUUUCUACACCUUGAAUGGAAGGGAGAGGACUGAAGCUGAAUGGAAGGCAGUGUUGGAAAAAGGAGGGUUUCCUCGUUACAAAAUUAUUGAAAUUCCAGCCUUAGUUUCGGUCAUCGAGGCUUAUCCAGAGUGAAAUAACAACCUAUCUACCUACAAAACUCUUGUUAUAGUGUGAUUUUGAUGUUGUGUUAAAAAUUGGGGCUCCGAUCCGUACUUAUGUCAUGUUGUUAGUAGUAGUUGUUGGGAAAAAUAAUCAUGGAUUCCUGCUUGCUGCCUAUAUUAUGUUUUUAAUCUUUUACGGGAAUAAAUUGUAACCUUGAUCAGGCGGAAAGUCAUAGGGUUUGUUCA
Messenger RNA from Tripterygium wilfordii, 1627 nucleotides. Its product is annotated as (R,S)-reticuline 7-O-methyltransferase-like. Lineage: Eukaryota; Viridiplantae; Streptophyta; Magnoliopsida; Celastrales; Celastraceae. Bases 375 to 1412 code for a protein of 345 amino acids. Gene Ontology annotation, biological process: methylation. Gene Ontology annotation, molecular function: O-methyltransferase activity; S-adenosylmethionine-dependent methyltransferase activity; protein dimerization activity. The record is from RefSeq and is a predicted model, not a curated record. The transcript has 3 exons.